AUGUACUUGCCCGAUAGCACAUGGACAUGGGCUUUCAUGCUCAUCGUUCUCUUUCAAGCCAUCGCCAGCUUGGGCCUGGAGGCAUAUGUAUUCGGAGAGUUCCAGCACAAUCUGCACAGUCAAGGUCCUACUCCGACCAAGACGAUCCCCACAUAUCUGGCCCUGUUCAUCUUCGGAUACAUAUACGAACUGGCACUGGCCUGGGACGCACUGAGGCUGAAGAACACCAUUCAGGUGAUUGGGAUAUGUCUCUACAACCUGGGCAUGCUCAUUUACUCGUCCGUGCAGAUGGACCAGGUCAACGAAGCUGUGAAAGAGCUCCGGAAGGUGAAUGACAUUGGGCCGGAGACGUGGGAUAACCUGAAGCCGUUCUUGGUUGCAGCACCCUGUGUGGUGGCAUUGGGAACUGUCUGUCUCGCCUUCGUAGCAUGGAAGCUCUACAACGAGUUCGCCUGGACCAUCUACAAGCACAUCUCUGCAGAUCUGCGCUUGAAGAGGCGAUAUCUGAUUUACCAGGUCAGCCAAACUCACCCACACCGGCUCCAGACAGUCUGCUGACAUAGCACCCACAGAUCUACAUUGCUCUCCUCAAAUUCGAUUUCUUCUUCUUCCUUGGCUUCACGGUCCAAUUCAUCGUCGUGGUCCAAGGAAACUCCGAUCCCGAGUUCUACCUCACAAUCGCCGCAAUUCCGGUCACAAUCAUCAUCCUCCUGCUCGCCGCAGUCUUCACCCGAAGAGAAUGGUACGUUGGCCAAGCAUGCAUCAUCAUCAUCUAUUUCGGAGCCAUGGCAUACUUCGUCUUCAAACUGGUGCGAAUGUACACAUUCCCCAAGAAGCACAACUACGACGCGGCGCGAACAUCCCUGACAACAUUCGCCGUCAUCACGAUCUUGCUACUGAUCGUGACCAUUCCGACGGCUUUUAUAUGCAUGGCAAACUUCAACAAAGGACUGAAGCCGCAUAUCCAGAGGAGGAAGCUUCCCGCGGCGAAUGAGCUCGACAAUGGCAAGUGGAGCGCUGGAGAGUACACCGGUGCACCGCACCCGCUGGGUCAGGUACCGACGAGGAUGACGAUCGACUAG
Molecule: messenger RNA, 1082 nt
Organism: Lecanosticta acicola
Lineage: Eukaryota; Fungi; Ascomycota; Dothideomycetes; Mycosphaerellales; Mycosphaerellaceae
Source: the annotation of a GenBank genome assembly